AGAAAUAAAAAUCGAGCAAAGAGCCACUUUUGCCGCGAGAUCCGCCCCGCCGGCCACUCCUCCAGCCGCCAGGCGCUCUGCCCGACCAAGCCGAGUGCGGCGCUGCAGCCCGGGUGGCCCAGACGCGACUGGCGCUGCGCGGCCCCCGGUCCCGGGUGGGGGGAGGCGGGGUGGACCCCGCGGUCACGUGAGCCGGGCCAACUGUGAGCGGGGGCGGCGGGCCCGAACGCAGGGAGUCUGAGGAGGGGGAAGCGCCCGACGGCCGCCUCCGCCCCUGCAGCCGCAGCCCCGGAUGUCGCUGCAGUAGUCGCGCCCGCGGCGGCACCCGCACCCUCGGCGGCCGCAGCAUCAGCACCGCAGAGCCACUCCCUGAGCCCGCCGCCCGGCAGCAUGGCUGUUGCCCCUCCAAGCUGCUGUUUGGUGGCCUUCCCACCGCGUGCUAAGGAUGGUCUGGUGGUAUUUGGGAAAAAUUCAGCUCGGCCCAGGGAUGAAGUGCAAGAGGUUGUGUAUUUCCCAGCUGCCGAUCACGAACCGGGGAGCAAGGUGGAGUGUACUUACAUUUCAAUCGACCAAGUUCCCAAGACCCAUGCCAUUGUGAUCAGCAGACCCGCCUGGCUUUGGGGGGCAGAAAUGGGAGCCAACGAACAUGGAGUGUGCAUAGCCAACGAAGCCGUCCAUGCCAAAGAGCCGGCCACUGAGACAGAAGCCUUGCUGGGGAUGGAUCUGGUCAGGCUUGGUUUGGAAAGAGGGUCAACAGCUAAGGAAGCCCUUGAUGUCAUCGUCGCCUUGUUGGAAGAGCACGGACAAGGCGGGAAUUAUUAUGAAGACCCAGCCUCCUGCCACAGCUUCCAGAGUGCUUAUCUGAUUGUGGACCGUGAGGAGGCCUGGGUGCUGGAGACCGUGGGGAAGUACUGGGCUGCUGAGAAAAUCACAGAGGGAGUCAAGUGCAUCUGCAAUCAGCUGUCACUCACCACGAAGAUUGACGCAGAGCAUCCUGAGCUCAGGAGUUAUGCUCAGAGUCAAGGCUGGUGGACGGGAGAGGAUGAGUUCAAUUUUUCCGAAGUUUUUUCUCCAGCCGAUGACCAUCCACACUGCUGCGCAGGCAAAGACCUCUUAGAAAAGCAAGAAGAAAGCAUCACUGUGCAGACUAUGAUUGACGUCUUACGGGACAAAGCCAGUGGCGUCUGCAUAGACUCCGAGUCUUUCCUCACCACGGCCAGCGCUAUGUCUGUCCUGCCCCAGAGCAGAAGCUCACCAUGCAUCCACUAUUUCACUGGGACCCCAGACCCUUCCAGGUCCAUAUUCAAGCCUUUCAUCUUUGUUGAUGAUGUAAAACUUGUCCCCAAAGUACAGUCUCCCUGCUUUGGGGACGAUGACCCUGCCAAAAAGAAGCCUCGGUUCCAGGAGAAACCAGACCGUCGGCAUGAACUGUACAAGGCCCACGAGUGGGCACGUGCUGUCAUCGAGAGUGAUCAGGAGCAAGGUCGCAAGCUGAGGAAGACCAUGCUGGACCUGGAGAAGCAAGGCCUGGAGGCCAUGGAAGAGAUCCUGGCUGGCUCGGAGCCCCCCGACCCCGCCGAGGUGGGGGACCUUUUCUAUGACUGUGUGGACACGGAGAUCAAGUUCUUUAAGUGAAGUAAGCGCCCCCUCCCCCCUCCUAUUUAAAGUUUCCCACCUUACUAAAUUACCAGCAAAACAAGCCGCUCUCCUGUCUGAGUAAAAUGAGAAAGUUCUGCUGUGGUCGCCUUUUCCGAAGCCAAAUCCAACUGUGAACUUGUGUGCUGCCUGGAAUCUCACGACGUCCCCUCUGCCCUGUGGUCCCCUUCCUCUGCGGUGUGACCUGCACCCCACGCACCCUUCCGUUUGGCUGUAGGACUGACUAAUCAUGGGUUUUAAGCUGCUAUCAUUGUGUUUCAAUGACAAUGGACCCAUUAGACUUCUCGGGACAGGAUGAGAGUUCAUCAGGCCUUGAAAGGACGGCUCCACCAUGCUGGGUGUGUGGGAAAGCAAACUCUUUUGAAGUCUUACUCUUUCUCUCAGCAACGAUUUCUUUCAUGUUAACAAGAGGCAUUUCUUUGCCUGGCCCCAGGUCUCGUGUGUGCACGCAGGGAGCAGUUUCCCACCCUCCCCCCACUGGAGUGCAGGUCCCUGGUGCAGGUCGUCUCCAGAUUUGUCUUCUGAGGGGCAGGGCCAGUAGGGGAAAGGGGUCCUGUCCCGUCCCAGCCCCACCCUGAUUCCUGAGAUCCUCCAGAAUCCGUCUUGUGUGUGUUGUGGAUGCACAGACUGCUUCUGAGUGCGGGAGAGCCGGUCCUCUGGGCCAGCUGGAACCGGCCCGCUGUAGACAGUCAGGGGCAGCCAUGCCUGUGACCGCCCUGAGUGGGUCACCCAAAGGCACAAGGCUUGCCCUGCUGUGAGCACGCCUGCCACGUGGGUGAGGCCUGCUGUGGAAAUGAUUCCAGGCCUGGUUACUGCCAUCUAGUUUAGGGUUAAUUAAAUGGCCCUGUGGCAUAGUUCCAACUCCCAAAGCAGUGGAGCUCUCAGUUAAUGAGGAAAAGGAAAGGAGAAACUUCGGAGUGUUUCGUGUCUAGUGAAAGUACCCGGAAUCUUUUCAGCCACAGCACUAUUUCAGCAGAGACUUUAAUUAAACUGACUGGGGUCCCAUGUUGUGUUUGCAUGAAGAAUUUUACUCACCACCGGAGCAUGGAGAAGCGUGUGAGGAAGGCCAGAUGGGCUCAGUGCUGGGAACACAGAGGGCACAAAGGCGACAGAUGGAUGUAGAAGCAUUUCACUCCAGGGUAACAGUCCAGCCCCCACCCUCCCUGGCCAGCCUGUUACGCCUCAGAAAUCUGCAUAGGGAGCAGUUGGCUUUCCCUGGUUCUUCCCUUUAUCCCCCAGCACCUCCUGCUCCAGUGGCUGCCCUCAGAGGGUGGCUGAAUUGGGCAGGUGGUGGGGGGUGGGCUUACCUCCAGCUACUGAGAGUCUCAGCCACUCUUGGAAUUUAAAGGGGCAGAGACAAUGAAGGGAAGAGUGUGUUAACAUACCAGCUAGUGGGAGGCAGCAGCUUAAUUACUCCCAGUGACUGCUACUCAGAAGCAUUGUAUCAAAGCCCAUGGGACCUGCAAGGGAUGUGGGUCCCUCACACAGACGUGGACCCUGAGGGUCACAGGUUGUACCAGAACAAACCUUUUUUCCUGCCAACUUCCCUUUAAGAGUGUAGGCGGGAGCACACCAGGAGCUUGCCACCAGGAGCUUGCUGGAACCAGGAGCUUGCUGGCCCGCAGUUCUGCCAGUUAUGUUUGGAAAAUGACUGACUGCCAGUGGUGAGGGCUAGAAAGGUUGUUUGAGCUGACAAAGGUCACAGCAGCCAGUCGUGGGGGCUUGUAGUCGCUGAGACUAAGUCCCGGUUUGGGCUUUUGCUGUAGAUUAAUUUAGGAUCUCCUUUUUUGUAGAACUGGCAUUCUGAGUGUCUAUCUACCAGGGGAAGGGCGGGGUACCAGAAUGGCAUAGGCACCUCAUCCCCUCCUCAGCCCCCCUCCAGAGUGGCUAUCUAAAACAAGAUGAUGCAGAAAGCUACUCUAAAUGUCACAAUGAGCUAUUACCUCCCCCUGUUAUGGAACCAUUUUAUCGGGCCUGACAUGUCUGAUACCCAAGGUGAUCAGAGGUUUGACCAGAAGGAAUCUAGUGAGAAUGAAUUACACGGAGGCCUGCUCUUAUUAUUAUGGGCCAAAGGUCAUAGGGAACCCAGCCAAUCUUAUUGUGUUCAGUGGGAAACACAAUGGCUGCUUCUGCGAGUGGGCAUUGACCUUAGCCUCGCACUUCACAGGAAGGCCAAGGCUAACUGAGUUGUCUGGACUAAAGCUGUACAUCACAAUUGUGAUGCCCCUGGGUUACCACUAGAGGGCACAGCAGCCUGGCCGAAGUUAAACAAGGCUGGGAUGCUGCCAUCCAGCACAAAGACAGUCUAUGUGUACAGGCAAAUCAAGGAAUAGCAGAGGACAAAUUCUUUGUACAUUGGAAAGGACAAGAAGAGAGCAAAGAAUCUGCUGAUGCAGCCGUGCUCACUUCUAGUGAUUUUUAUCGACUUAUAUCAACAGCUCGAAGUAUGUUGUUGGAGUUGAGCAGGCUGUUGUUGGGGGAACAUGUUUAUAGAUGCUCUGGACAGACUCUGCUUCUGAAAAAUGCUUAUCAUCAUGUGGACAAUUUCUUGUCCAGGGAUUGCUUUCUAAAGGCAAUAUGGAGAAAAUGAAUAUUCAAGAUGAACUAUGAAAAUAACAUUUAAAGUUCAGUGUGUAAAUAGUUUCCUAGAAUACCAUUUGUGUGUCCAUUAAGACUGCGAGGAGGUGGUUGUGCCAUGCAUGCUUUGUGCAGAAAGAAGACAUGGCUGUAAAGGGUAGACCGUCUCCCCCACUCCCACACCCCAUAACCCAGCCUAAGCUAGUUAGUCUUGUCUAGUGGAAGGAAUUUACCAUAGAGGAAGAUGGCCCUCAGACUCUUAAGGCAAGGGGGAGGCAAAGGCUCCAGGAAAAGUACAUUAACAAAGCAGAAGUAGUGCUUUCAUUCUUGGAGAUGGUUUGGAACUGUAGGUAGCGUAAGGAUGUACUUGCAAUUAUGGUGAUUCUUUAGUGCCCAAUAACAUAAGACACAGUGUUAUUAUUAGAAAGUCUAUCAUGCUAAGCUGCCUAUUAGAUAUUAGCAGUGAGGUUCCUUCACUAUUGGGUGAAUUAUUAGAUGUAAAAAAAAUAAUUGUCCACCAAGCAAACUACUUUGCUCCCUAACUGAUGUCAUUCCACAGUGGCACAGGUGUGACACAGCUGCGUCUGGCCCAGCAGGGAUGCCAGGUAGGACAGGUGUGCUUGUCACGAAGCCACCAGCUGCAGGCAUUGAUGGGGAAGGUCUUCAGCUGAGCUCUCAGCUUUUGGGAGGCCGCACAUGGAGGAAGGGGGAGGGGAACCUGCCAGCUGGCCCUUCUUGCAGGAAGGGAGGAGUGGCAGGUUACAGGCACAGGCUGUCCCAGAACGCCCUCGUGCUUCCCUGCAGCUGUGGCAUCUCAUUCCCUUGGGCCCCGAGUCCCAGCUCCCCUGCUGUGUCUGUGGCAGAUGUGCUUUCAUCUGAUUGACUUCGAACAUCCCGAAAUGUCACGUGCAGAUUUCUCAAGGGGGCGAGUACGCACAUGUCCGCGAUUAUAUCGUGAAAAGUCAGACCUGUGAGCUGGGAAAUGCUAUUGGCAGGGGUAACAAAGGAAAGUCUGUUUCCUUCAGUGAGAACUGACCAUGUAGACUUCACAGCCUUUUGUACAAGUAUCUAAAACCAGAUGACCUCCCCAUCCAGUGCUUGCCCUUGGAAUUGUCUCUAAACACAUCAUGCUUACAAUUAAAAAAAAUACUGAAAUGAA
Messenger RNA from Artibeus jamaicensis (Jamaican fruit-eating bat), 5392 nucleotides. It is a transcript of the gene SCRN1, whose product is annotated as secernin 1. NCBI's taxonomy places the organism in Eukaryota, Metazoa, Chordata, Mammalia, Chiroptera, Phyllostomidae. Gene Ontology annotation, biological process: proteolysis. The record is from RefSeq and is a predicted model, not a curated record. Gene Ontology annotation, molecular function: dipeptidase activity; cysteine-type exopeptidase activity. The transcript has 8 exons. The coding region runs from base 391 to 1635 and encodes 414 amino acids.